GCCCACCUAUUGAACAACGCCGCUCCUUUUCUGCUAGAAAACUCGAAUUGACGGAUCUUGCGCCUCCUACCUUGGAAUUGGAUGCUCGAUAGUCGGAGAAUCAGAGGAGGGAGAGAGAAACAGAGACAUAGGAGCCAGGCAUGUCGUUUAUGAAAGGAGAUUUGCUAUCGAGAACGAGAACACUCGUCAAGGGUUUGGCCAAGGCCGAACCUGCCUGGCUCAAAGCUAUGGAACUGUCACCCCCUGCAACAUUUCCCCGCGUUGACGGGAAGGUUAAAAAAAUCAGUCUCCCUGAGGAUCCUUACAUUAAAAAGUUCUUUAAGAGACAUCCAGAUUCAAAGCAUGAAGAUGCUAUCAAGAUUUGUGGUUUUGAGCCCCCUCCUGCCCGAGUAUUUGGUUUGCGAGUUCUUCAUUUAAAGGAGCAGGGAGUUAAUGAAGAAGAAGCCAUGGCUAUAGCUGAUAUGGAAUAUCGGGCAGAGAAAAGGGCCAAAACGAAAGCAUAUAAACGAUUGAAACAAAUUGCCCGUCUUCAAGGAAAGAGGCCUCCUCCCAAUCCAUACCCCAGUGCAAUCAAGGAGAUACAAGCAGAGGAAAAGAAGUAUGUUCGUGACCGGUUCUUCAAUCCUAGGAUACGCCAGAUUGUACAGCAGCUAAAAGAGGAGAGGGAUGCUCAAAGGCAAGACAGGUUUGGCGGGGGGAGGUGGUAAUUUAGGAUGAAUGAUAUUUCAAGCAUUGGACUUUCUUUAUCUUUCAGAACCUGAAUUUCAAUAAUUAGUUUGGCUAGUAAGUAACUACUUCAGAUCAUUUUGGGCUUUAUGCUGAAGUCAAUAAUGUGUGGGAAACAUUAGACCUAGCGGGCUAGAUUUGAUUUUGAUAUAUUUUCUCCAGUUCUGUACGGCUGUCAAAACUUGGUCGAGAAUUAACGUGAUGGCGUUAAAUUAGUUAUGGAUGGAAAUUUAACAGUUCCAUUAACAUGUUGAGCUUA
Molecule: messenger RNA, 985 nt
Organism: Tripterygium wilfordii
Lineage: Eukaryota; Viridiplantae; Streptophyta; Magnoliopsida; Celastrales; Celastraceae
Exons: 4
Coding region: 141-707 (188 amino acids)
Source: RefSeq, a predicted model, not a curated record